Messenger RNA from Fonsecaea erecta, 5862 nucleotides. RefSeq lists its product as hypothetical. The coding region runs from base 1 to 5862 and encodes 1953 amino acids. NCBI's taxonomy places the organism in Eukaryota, Fungi, Ascomycota, Eurotiomycetes, Chaetothyriales, Herpotrichiellaceae. Gene Ontology annotation, molecular function: protein binding; zinc ion binding. The transcript is spliced from 2 exons. The record is from RefSeq and is a predicted model, not a curated record.
AUGCCGGCACACAAGUCUGCAAGAAUCCGCCAGCUGUCAGGUGGUCUUUACGUAGAAGAACCACCUCCUCAACGGAUUGGCCUUCAGCCUCGUUUCCGAGUCGAAACCAUCAGCCAAGAUGAUAAAACCUUUGCCGAAUCCGUUUUGAGAAGGGAGGCCUCCGCUGCCAGGGGGUCUCAGCCGCUGCUUCGAAGAGUAAAAUCAAAGUUGAGCCGGCCUGACAAGGCUGUGACUUUGACCGCGCUAUAUAAUCAUGUCCAGGCCAACGGCUCCGCUGAAGUUGCUCAGAUAUACGUUGACAGACUGCUCUUGGAUGCUGCACAGGCAAAUAUACAGCUACAAUUGCCAGAUGUCCUUCUUCGCACUGCUGUGAAGAAUGCAAACACCAACCUGAUCCGACUCCUCGCUCCUUUCGCCACAAUUGAGACAGUCAGUGCUGUGUUGGAAUCUGCAGUCCUCGGUCAAACUCUGCAGAUCGUCACGGCCCUGCUGGAGUACGGCGCGGAUCCAAACUGCUUGGACCGUGACUGUAUACUUCGACUGGCUGAAACAGACUGUCAACUCCUUCAACUCAUUCUUCGCGCUCCCAGACAGCUACGGCAUGAAGCAUUCGGGGAUUUGUGCGACCUUGCUAUCCGGGAUGGACUGUCAAACGCGUUCGACGUCGUUCUUCGCAGUCUUCCCAACUAUCCAAUACUCCGCGAUUCAGACCCUCCCUGGAACCGAGACUGUCUACUCGAAGCGGCGAUCGACGGCCCUGAUAAGAGUAUGUUUUUCUGUAUCGCCGCGUCUACGUCCACGUGGCCCUUGAGGGAUAACCGUCUGUUUCUACAUGUGCUGGACUCGACGGCGAUAGAUCGCUUACAGGCUAAAGACAUGGUGGAGGUCUUGCUUUGUCUGAGUGUCUUGUCGCCAGCCUUUCACUCCAGUCCGGAGAUUGAAUCAUUUUACUGCCGUUGUGUACAAGAACAACAUGAAGAUAUACUGCGUCUGAUGGCGUCUUACGGUGUUCCUAUCUCGGCGGGGCCUCUUCUGAUCGCAUGCCAAAAUAAUGACGAAAAGAUCCUGGACGUCCUCCUGGUCGGUACUAUUCAAGGAGAAGAGCAGGUGGUUGCUCGUACCUCGCACCUACAGAGCGCAAUACAAAGGAAGAUGUGUCGGAAGAUCCUCAGGCGUCUUCUUGCUGGAGGAGCUAAAGGAGUGUGGAAACACAAAGAACUUGUCACCGCGGUCUCGCUUGGGCAAGUAGAAUGGGUUGAAACACUGAUCGACGCAAAUGCUUCAGUGGACUAUCAUAACGGCAAGGCUCUUCUCGAAGCCGUUGCGUCAGGGCAUGUUCGAAUUGUUCAAAAGCUCCUGUCUCGUCCUGUUUCUCUCGAGAGCUUGCAAGCGGCAUUUCCGAGCAUCAGUCAACUCGAACCUUUGCCGCGACGACUGCUUACGAAGCUGUUCAUCAAUCAGGGACUCUCUGGUCAAUGUCUCGACGAUGCUCUCAACAGGGAACUCUGCAACUAUUCAUACCACAGAGAUCCUGAGUUAGUCGACAUGUUGAUCACAUCGGGCGCUUGUUGCAAUGAUGUUUCGCUUACUGUCGUCUUUGAACACAAAGGUGCGGUGAUCUUCAACAAACUAGGCCUUUCCAAAACAACACUCCAUGGCUCGGUUGUGGAAUGGUUCAAAAGUUGGCACCGUAUGCUUCUCCUUCACGCUCAGCAGGAAGACGAGCACUCGCUUACGGCCACUGCAUGCCUCAAGAUGCUGUUUCGCAAAUUAAAAGUCAUCAAAACGCUUUGUGAUGCUCAUGAAGGUGACCGACGGCUCGAAUGCCUCCACCAGUUCCUGGAAAAUGGUGCAGCAGACCUAGAUCUACUCUCAGCAUGGCUGAAGUGGGCACAGCAAAUGGACGGCGACACCUUGACCGAGCUUGUACUGACAGCAGCUUGUUUCUGCGAUCUCAGCAGACUUCAUUUGGUUAUCAGCUCCAAACCAGUGAUCAAUCCGUCCCCAGCCGAUGUUGAAAGUCCUAAGGUGGAUUCUCGGUCGAAGGCAGCAAAUUUGUUCUCGUUUGUCCUAGUCCCUCCAAUUCGGCAAGAUACACACCCAUUCUCAGACACAAGGGGCGUCGAAAACCUGAGAGUCUUAUUUCGCCAAUAUUUACGAGGCGGCUUUGAGAGUCACCUUGCGACGAGGCUCCUCCAGAGACACCUGGAGCAUUGUUCCCAAGCCAUCCCCGAAAGUGAAGCUUGGCCACUCCUUACACUACAAUUUUUACUAUCCCAGCCCAUUGAAACCACACUACCAGAAUUCAGUUCCUGUUUAUACAUGGCGAUCGCUUCCCAGCAGUGGUUCGUUCUAGGGCGGCUCCUCGAUCGGCCACUACCGCAGGAAAUGGUUGCCCGCUUCUUCCUCGUCGACACGUCUCUGCUUGCGCCUCGUGCGAUCGAAGUCCUUCUUGGAUCCCAAGCAAUGGCAUUGAUGAACGAUGAGUUCUUCUUUGGGCCUGUACAGCGGACUUUCAAUCAUGCAUGCCUGGCGCAGGACCAAGAAAUGGCCAUGCUCCUGUGCUCUAAAUCUCGCUGCAAACUACGCCUCAGAGAUGUUUUACUGUCCUUACAACAAGCAAUUGAUGCCUCGGACCUCAAUUAUAUCUCAGUUUUGCUUAGUGCGACCACCUUUUCCCAAGAAGAUCUGGAGAUACUUUGGAAGCACAGUGCUCAACAACACCAAAGCAUCGAAUUUCUUGCUCUUGCGGUGAUACUGCUCAAAGCAGGUGCUGACGGCUCAUCAAUCGGUGCCACUUUAAUCGAAGCGGUGGAAAGAGACAAUGAAGCUCUCGUCAACCUCAUUCUAGCCCAAUGGCAAGCCACAGGGUCCUCGCAGUGUCGAGAAGAGUUUGACUAUGGAAGACGCCGGCCAAUAUCCCGAACCUCAGGCCUUGGCCCUGGUGCCAACUAUUUUUCGGCACUCGCUCGCGCCCUGACGGUUGCUGUUCGUCUCGACCGGGCACCCCUUUGUCGGCACCUUUGUGCAGCAGGAGCUCCACUUGUAUGUCAAGGACACUCACUCAUUGAGCUUGCUGUAGCCCUGGGAAGCCACGGCGCUCUCAUGGAGAUGAUCAUGUACACGAAAACACGUCCUGACCUGGAUGGGGCUGUCAGCUUCGCUCUCCUUCAAGUGGUGGUGCACAACCGCGAAACCUGGGUACAAGAACUAGCACGCCUUGGCGGAUCAGUUGAAGCUUACGACUUUGAGUCCCUGAAAAUCGCGGCGGGAUGUGAUCAUCCUGGUAUCUUGGGUGUGCUUCUGCCGUAUAUUGAGACGCCGCAUGGAUUUUCCGCCAUUUGCCAAACACUUCAAAGGCGCCUUACCACAUACGAGGGCGAUCUGGACAUUAUUUGCGUCAUGUUCGAGCAAAUCCACAAAGCAGGCUUCCAGGAGAAGGAGCCGUACAAUGAGGCUCUUUUCGCACUGUUGGCAGUCCGAUCUGCUCAAUCUAAUCAUGCAGAAAUCUUGCUCGGUUGUGGAGCGUCUCUCGAGUACAGAGAUGGCGAAGGUAUGGUACAACUUUGGAGACGAGGUAGUGUGCGACUCUUCGCGGAACUUGUUGGGUACUGCAAUCGCAUCAGAACACGACUGUUCACUGAGGCAUUUCGCGAUUACAUACGACAAGAACAGGGUCGUAUCAGCCUCUCAGUCGCCGAUACGCUGUCUGUUCUCGGUGCUCUCCUCGAAACAGAUAUACCUCAGGACGCGCGUGAUGUCGCGCUCGACGUUACGGCCAGAGUUUGCCAUCAGAAGCUUGACUCUGGUCCGAUCAUCCGACUGUUAUUGGAAAAGGGGGCUCGUUUCCGUAAAGGAGCUGGGGUUUCACUCUAUCAGGUCUGCCGCCUCGAUGACGCCCAGAUCAGAGCCCUGAUUAUCCAGAGCCCUCCACGUAUCCACACUCGUCUACUGGCUCUUCGUCGCCUCUUCCGACAUCAAGGAACAAGUGCCGGAGGCAGAGACACCGGCCAAGAGCCCAAUCCUUCAGACCAGGCCUGUCUAUACAACAUCAACUUCCCGGGAUCACCGGCGCAAAAUCUCAACCUAAAAGCGUCAGAUAUUGUUCUCUUGAUAGAUUCAAUGCUGAAUCCCAAGAUUCGGACUGUAGGGACUAGCUUGUUGUUCACCUUUUUCUUCAUGCUAGGAGGUCUUCACGUGCUGUCCUCCCUAUCCUGUUCAAAUGCCGACCGCAAUGACGUGGAACAAAUGUUUGCUACUGCCAUAACAAACUCGGAAGUCAAAGAAUUGGAUGAUCGAACCGAGUUCCUGCUCAGGGUCAUGCAGAUUGACGUCCCUGCUCUAGUGAGCCUAACUGGAGAUGGCUCUGGCCUCGCUUUGGAAGACAGUUCACUGAACAGACUACUAUUAUUGUCUCUGCAGUACAAAAAGUUCGGUUUGGCCAGUACACUCUUGGAGGCUGGUGCCAACCCGAACACGAGAGACGAGGAUGGACGCUCUGCACUAUACCUGGCCACAGUGGAAAAAUCUCUCGACAUUAUGAGAACUUUGAUCGAGAAUGGCGCCAAAGAGGACGAUGGAAGUCUGCACAUCGCGACUUGCUGGCAGCACCAUGAGGCAAUGCAGCUGCUUCUCGGGGCAGGGCACGAACCAGGAUAUUGCUCCGAACUCUUCUUUCGAGCUACGCCACUCGAAGCUCUCUUGCGAUUCAGCCACUCCGGAACAGGGUAUGAACUUUUCGAAAUGACGCUCGCCGUGCUGUUGUGCGAUGUCGAGGUCCCCGAAGCCUUCUGGACGAGUGAGCCCAAUCUUCUGUCUCUCGCUCUGAUGGGUACAUGGCCGUAUCAAAUGUUCAGUGCGCUACUGUGUUGGUUCCCUCCAGAUGUGGUUGAAUUGCCUCUCAUUCGUCGCGACCGCUUCAUGUUCUCUACCCUCAGCCUUGUCGAAAGAGGAGAAGAUAUCGAGCUCUCUGACGUCGAGCGGGUGGAGUUAUCGACGCUCCUCGAAACACUAGGGUUCGAGCGAUGUUUUUACGCCGUGGAGGGAGAUCAACCCGAAGACGCCGUCAACGUGCCUGAACACCUAGAGGCUCCCGAAUUGAGGGCACGGCGUCGUGCUUGGAAGGAAAAAGACUGUGCCGUUUGUGGCGAUAAGCCCUCCGAUCGCGACGCGAUUCACGCGGCAUUGUCCCCAUCAUGCGAAAAGAACCAUGGGUGGGAGGCCGACAUCAUCUGCACCGACUGCCUGCAAGGACACCUCGAAUCGCAGAUGUUCCCUCAGGGUGGCGAUAAAUUUCCCUCGCCGAAGGUCAAAUGCUGGGCUCCCAACUGCUCUGAAAUCCUCAGCCACUCGAUCGUCCAAGCCUUGGCCAAGACCGAGAGGUUCACCAUCUACGACGCUGCUUUGGUUCAAAUGUUCCUCAGCGCUGGGGAAAACAUGGCCAAAUGUGCUCAACCGAUGUGCACUGGCGCGACAUGGCUCGGCGACGACGACAAGAACACGACCAUCUUCGCAUGUGACGUGUGCGGUGAGUAUACCUGUAUCCAGUGCAAUCAGCUGUACGACAAGCACCGAGACGAACCAUGUCCUCAGGGCGAAGAGGCCAAAGGCGCCGAACGACGGAAGGAAGAGGAGGCUGCUACAGCAGCCCUCCUGGCCAAAGGAAAGAAGUGUCCCAAAUGCAAGCUGCCGUUCGAGAGGAUCGAAGGCUGUGACCACAUCGUCUGUGGCAAAGACGCGCACUCGAGUGCGAGAGGACUUGGCUGUGGAUUCGAAUUCUGCUACAUCUGUGGCGCCGACUAUAAUGCCAUUCGCCGGAAAGGAAACACGGCGCACGCGAGGAGUUGUGAUCACUACGCAUGA